AUGAAUUUUACCAUGCAUAUUUUUGGUUUGAUUUUGUUUGCUGGAAUUGUUUCAUCGUCUCCGAAAGGACAAAUAUCUAUUACACAAACAACUACAGUGGUCGGCUUCUUGCCGUCUGAAUUGCAGUCUUCGACAGAGAUCAAGUUGACGACCAUUUUGGAAACUUCAACCCUAAAGGAUGAAAACAAUUAUGAAGAUUGUAUUUGUACACCUUUUCAUAAGUGCAAAACCUAUAAGGCAUCUCCUGAUGGCAACGAACUUAUUGAUAUAAGGAUAAACAUAGCUCCGUGUCAAAGUUAUUUGGACGUUUGUUGUAAUGAUACAAAAAUUACUUCAACAGAAAAGUAUCAGCCAAGUAGUCCAGAUACCACAGACAGUAACUGCGGUUGUGUUAGCCCCGAAGAUUAUAAUAAAGAGACAGAUAUUGACCAUAAAGAUAUUACUAAAAAUCCAUCUGGCGGUCAUUAUGAAGAAUAUACUAAGAAACCAUCCGAUGGUUAUAAAGGAGAUUCUACUAAAGAACCACAUGUUAGUCAUAAUGAAGAAUAUACAAAGAAGCCAUCGGCCAGCCCAAAAUAUGAAUAUACUGAGAAGCCAUACAACGUUCAUAAAGUAGAUCAUACCAAAGAACCACAUGUUAGCAAUAAUGAAGAAUAUACAAAGAAGCCAUAUGAUGGCCCAAAAGAUGAAUAUACUGAAAAGCCAAAUGACGCUCAUAAAGGAGAUUAUACUAAAGACCAUCAUGUUACCCAUAAUGAAGAAUAUACUAAGAAGCCAUCAGAUGGCCCAAAAGAAGAAUUUACUGAAAAGCCACACGACGUUCAUAAAGGAGAUUAUACUAAAGACCAUCAUGUUAGCCAUAAUGAAGAAUAUACAAAGAAGCCAUAUGAUGGCCCAAAAGAAGAAUAUACUGAAAAACCAUACGACAUUCAUAAAGAAGAUUAUACUAAAGACCAUCAUGUUAGCCAUAAUGAAGAAUAUACAAAGAAGCCAUAUGAUGGCCCAAAAGAAGAAUAUACUGAAAAACCAUAUGACGUUCAUAAAGGAGAUUAUACCAAAGAACCACAUGUUAGCAAUAAUGAAGAAUAUACUAAGAAGCCGUAUGGCGGUCAAUCAGGGUACCUUACUACAGAACCAGAUCAUUCGUAUGUAGUGACAGAAAAAUCGAUUACCACUGAACAUAUUAGUACGUCAGAACCCCUCUCUUACGAUCACCAAGAACACCAUAAAUGUGGUGUUUGGAAUAAAUAUGGAGUUGGUUUCAGAAUUGGAAACGCAAUGGAUAGUGAAUCUCAAUUUGGCGAAUUUCCCUCAAUGGUGGCUAUAUUCAAAGAAGAAUUAUCGAAAGACGGCGAAAAAAAACUUGUGUUGCAAUGCGGCGGUUCAUUAAUCAAAAAAGAUGUCAUCUUAACAUCAGCUCAUUGCGUGAUUAAGAAAGAAAUCUCAACUUUGGUCGUUCGUGCAGGUGAAUGGGACCUAAAAACAGAAAAAGAAAUACUUAACCACCAAGAUCGUAGAGUAACAAAAGUGGUUACUCAUCCUGAUUAUUACUCAGGAGGACUUUAUAAUGAUAUCGCUUUAAUUUUCACCGAACAUUCGUUUUCUUUACAAGAUAACAUCCAACUUAUAUGCUUACCUUCAAAAGAUGAUAUUAUUAUUAAAGAUACUUGUUACUCAAGUGGUUGGGGUAAAACUGUAUCUUACAAUAACUAUACUAUUGUUAAGAAAACUGAAUCGGGAAAAACUAAAGAAACUGGUCAAUACCAAGUCAGUAUAUUGAAAAAGGUUGAACUUCCAAUUGUUCCAGUGGAUAAAUGCAUGGCCGCUCUUAGAGCCACUAGACUUGGACCAAAAUUUGUAUUGCACGAUAGUUUCAUAUGUGCCGGUGGUAUAGAAGGGAGAGAUACGUGUAAAGGCGAUGGCGGCAGUCCAUUAUGGUGCCCGUACAAAGAUGAGCCAGAUCGUUUAGUUCAAGUUGGUAUCGUGGCUUGGGGUAUCGGUUGCGGUUUGGCAGAUGUACCCGCGGCCUAUGUUAACGUUGCCGGUUUUAUGCAUUGGAUUAAUAACGAAAUAGAAAAUAGAGGAUAUUGA
Molecule: messenger RNA, 2091 nt
Organism: Macrosiphum euphorbiae (potato aphid)
Lineage: Eukaryota; Metazoa; Arthropoda; Insecta; Hemiptera; Aphididae
Source: the annotation of a GenBank genome assembly